AUGAUCUUUUAUUUUAUUUUAAUCGCACUAGGAAUUUACUGUUAUUACUAUCUUGUAAAGCCAUUUAAGAUAUUUAAUAAGUAUAAAAAAUAAGGUGAAGGGUUUUUCUUUCCUCUGAUUGGUGAGUUUUUACUCUAAAAUAGCUGUUUUGAAAAGUUUGGGGAUGUAGAUUACAUUUAUAAGCACAUUAAUGAUAAUCCUGCAAAUUAAAAAAAGAUGUUUGUUGAAAAUAUAGGAAAAAAUAUCAAAAUAAAGCUGACAUCCAUUGAUAUGAUGAAGGAUUUUUAUUCCUACUUAGGAGAUAAAUUAACUAUCGAUACCUUUUACACUUAGAAUUUUAAAAGAAUAUUUGGAAAUGGAUUAAUUUUUUCUUAAGGAGAGAGAUGGAAAAAUAUGAGAAAAAUGUUUUCUCCUGCAUUCCAUUUUGAGUAUUUAAAGAAUUUAAGCUCUUCAAUAGAGAAGAUUGUAGACAAUGCCUUAUUGGAGCAUAUAAAUUAAGAUGAGCUUCAGAAUGUCAAUAUAAUUAACUUAAUAUUUGAUAUGACUUCUUAGGUAGUUUUCUUUUCAUUUUUAGGAGAUAAUUUGUAAGAUAUUAAAUUUAAAGGAAAAUCCCUCGCUUAAGCUAUUACACAUAUUUUAAGUGCUCUUUCAAAUUAAGUUAUGGAGUUAGGAUAUUUGGUGUUUGGAGCUAAAUAUUUGAAAUUAGGAAUUUUUAAAUAGCAUAGAGAGUUAGAGAACUAUUUAUAGGAAUUCAAAAGUUUUUUCUUAGAUAUUAUUAAAUCUAAGAAAGAAGAGUUGUAAAAAGAAUUUCAAGAGACUGGCGAUAUCUAGUAGAAUUGUGUUCUAAGUAUUUUAAUUAAGGAAAAUAAUAUUUAGAAUUUGUCUGAUUCGGAUCUCUUAGAUAAUUUGAUGACAUUCUUCAUAGGCGGAACUGAUACCACAAGUCAUUUAAUUGCAAUGGCAAUUUAUUACGUAUGUUAGAAUGAACAUUUUUAUUCAAUGACUCAAAAGGAAGUUGAUUACUAUAAGUAAGAUAAAUCUAAGUCUAUGUAAGAUUUACCCUUUAUGAAUGCAGUUAUUAAAGAAACCUUAAGGAUUUAUGGGCCUGGAAACAAAUCAUUUGAUCAAAAGGUUACAGAAGAUAUCAUGAUCAACAAUAUUAAAAUUGAGAAAGAUAUAGUUCUUACUUCAUACGUUAACAGUGUACAUAGAGAUCCUUAAAUCUACAAAGAUCCUCAUACAUUUAGACCUUAAAGAUGGAUUAAUCAAGAAACUAAUGACUUGCCUUCAUAUGCGUUUAUACCAUUUAGUUCAGGAAAAAAAAACUGUAUUGGUCAGCAUCUUGCAAUGAUAGAAGCUCGAAUUAUUCUAUUUAAAUUUUUUGACUAUUUUGAUAUUGAACCACAAAAAGAUUAUGUAUUAAAAAUUAAAUAUGGUUUACUUCCCUAACCUGUCAAUCCCUUACUUUUCAACCUAAAGACAAGAUAAAAUAACAUUGACUGA
Molecule: messenger RNA, 1503 nt
Organism: Tetrahymena thermophila SB210
Lineage: Eukaryota; Ciliophora; Oligohymenophorea; Hymenostomatida; Tetrahymenidae
Product: cytochrome P450 family monooxygenase
Exons: 3
Molecular function (GO): oxidoreductase activity, acting on paired donors, with incorporation or reduction of molecular oxygen; monooxygenase activity; heme binding
Source: RefSeq, a predicted model, not a curated record